AUGGAAAGCUUUGCGAUGGCCAAUCUAGCUGAAUUAUAUGCAAUGGUAACUCAAGUUCCAAGAGCACCAAUAACUGUAGUGUCAAGGGAUCGUGAUGAGGGCCACAACCAGUUAUGGAAUGACUACUUUGUCAAGAAUUCCGUUUAUCCCCCACAAACGUUUUGGCGGAGAUUUCGCAUGCAAAAAAAUGUCUUCCUCCGCAUAGUGGAAGUCUUGACUUUGCAAAAUUCAUUCUUCCAACAAAGGCGAGAUGCCGUAGGUAAACUUGAUGCAUCAUCAUUAUUAAAAUGCACUACUGUUAUAAGAUUGUUAGCGUAUGGGGAAACGGCGGAUUCUGUGGACAAUUAUCUAAAAAUUAGUGCAUCUCUUGCUAGAGAUUCACUACAACAUUUUGUAGAAGGGGUUGUCGCCCAGUUUGGGGACGAAUACUUAAGAAAGCCCAAUGAAGCAGAUUUAAGGAUACGCAGCUGA
Molecule: messenger RNA, 471 nt
Organism: Beta vulgaris subsp. vulgaris (sugar beet)
Lineage: Eukaryota; Viridiplantae; Streptophyta; Magnoliopsida; Caryophyllales; Amaranthaceae
Exons: 1
Coding region: 1-471 (156 amino acids)
Source: RefSeq, a predicted model, not a curated record